Messenger RNA from Saccoglossus kowalevskii, 2863 nucleotides. Its product is annotated as carbonic anhydrase 1. Gene Ontology annotation, cellular component: plasma membrane. Gene Ontology annotation, molecular function: zinc ion binding; carbonate dehydratase activity. NCBI's taxonomy places the organism in Eukaryota, Metazoa, Hemichordata, Enteropneusta, Harrimaniidae. The record is from RefSeq and is a predicted model, not a curated record.
AUGGCGCGGCGGUAACGGUUCGGCGGCUGCACGUAGUUUAGGAAGAAAAUCAUACGUGGUAAUGUCGCCUCACACGUAAAAAGUUGUAACUAGACAGAGUCGACCAUGAAUGCUGGUGCCGUCGUUUUGCUUGCUUUUAUAUCACAUUCCCUGAUGGUGCCUGUCCUAUCUAGCGGUAGCGACUGGGGAUAUGAAGAUGCGAACGGACCGACAACAUGGCCGACAGCAUUCCCAGCUUGUGCUGGAGAAUCACAGUCGCCAAUAAACAUUGUGGAGACUGAAUCGAGCGAUAUGGGAACUUUUGAGUUGACUGGGUUUUCUAACUCUCCCCCUACUGAUUCUACCAUGACACUGAAGAACACAGGACAUGGAGUUCAGGUGGACCUUGUGGGAGAUUACCUCAUUAAUGGCGCAUGUCUACCAAGUGAAUACAGAGCAAUACAAUUCCAUUUUCACUGGGGAAGUACGAAUGAUAAAGGAUCAGAACAUCGAGUCAAUGGUGACAUGUACUCUGUCGAGAUGCACAUUGUGUCAUUUGAUCACAUCAACUUCGCGACAGUAGCUGACGCUCUUGAAGACGCUCAAGGUGUGGCUGUCUUAUCUACUCUGAUUGAGGUUGGUGUCGAAAACAAUACAGCUUUUGAUAACAUUUUCGAUUAUUUGGAUGAAGUGGUAUAUCCAGAUGAGACCUACUCCUAUUCCGAUACGUUCCCGAUCUUAGCGAUGAUGCCUUCUGACCUGACAACGUACUACCGCUAUCAAGGUUCACUCACCACCCCGCAAUGUAACCAGGCUGUGAUUUGGUCAAUAUUUCAAUCGCCUGUGCAGAUUUCGCAAGAACAGUUGGACCAGUUUCGUACUCUCAAGUUUAACGCUAUGGGCGAAGCUGACAACCCGAUGGUAGACAACUUUCGUCCACCCCAGCCUCUCAACGACAGGGUGGUCUAUAUCAACGACUUGUCAGCAUCACCAUGCGAAGAAUCGUCGGCGGCCAUGGUCUACGCUAGGUCCGGUGUUAUUAUAGCAGCCAUGGCGAUAGUGAAUGCGUUCAUUAAAUUUUAAAUGCACGUGAAACAGAAGUCAGAGCGUUAAUCAAGACUAUUAAUUCAAUCUAGUACUUAAUUCCUGUUUUUGUAUGGUCAUUCUUAAGUGUUUUUGUGACAAUUGCGCAUUAUAUUACUCUGUCAAUGCGGCAGUGGAAUCAAUACGAAACCACUUGCUCGAUUGGUCACAAAACCCUAACACACAACAUUUAGACCAAUCAGCACCUUGUUUGGUGACAGUUUUGCUACAUAUAAAGUUCUGUCUUGUAUAUAUGCUUCGACACAACUGGCAAUAGUACGCAUGGUCGGGCAGGUGAAUUGUUCUGAACGUUUUGUCCCAUCUUGUUGCAUUUUUACAAAACCAACCAGUUAAUACUGUCAUAAUUUCCUAUCACUUUCCCAGUCUAUGUACAGAAUAAAACACUACAGUAGCAUGUGGUACAACGGUAACUGUAAAUGCAUGUUUUUUUUUUUAAUUCAUUCACAUAAUGAUCACGUGGUUGUCAGUGAUUCUGGAGUGUCCUAUGAGGUUCUGCAAUAUUAUAAUAAAGGGUACAACUACCGGUUACGGUGUUUUAAGUUCCUUUUUCCGAGAUCACAUUAUAAGAACCUUUCAUAGUGCACGUUGUUAUUCAGAGUGUUGAAAUCAAGUUUUUAGAGUAUAGUUCUCUCAGAGGUUAUAAACAGUCAUAAUACUUUGUAUUGCACCACCGUGACGACUGUCGUCAAUUUGCCAAUGUGAAUUCUAGAAUUUCCGUGGUUAUAUGCCGUAGCCGUGGUUAUAAAGCGGGAUACGAGGUCAAAAUACCGACAGCUCCGAAUAUGUGACAAAUAGACCACCUCGUAUUCACAGAAUCAAUUUGACUGGCCGAAACUUCCAAUUCGCGACAGUCGUGGUGCAAAUUGGUGAAAUCAUGGUCACUUGAUGGCCAAGCUUUGCGCUCGUGCUUCAAAUGCCGUAACCAUCAUGUGACCAUGCUUUCACUCGUACAUACAUACUCGUACACUCGUACACUCGUACAUACUCUGUGGGGAAAAUUAGCAUAUUUGACGGGAGAUAAUAACCGAGCGUAUAUUCUUAAUCGAAUAUCCGGGCGUUAAAGCGGGGGAGUCGUCACCUGCGCAUGCGUCAGAUGGCCAUAGCGUGUCAUUGCUUACAAACAAGCGUCUACCCAUGAGCCUUUGCGUUUUAGUGUGUGUUAUCGUCGCCUGGGACUCAAUUCUCGCGUGUGCGCAUUUGACGACCCUCCCGCUUUAAGAUUAUAACCUCAUUGUCAUGGUCGCAUAAACAUAUAUCACGUUUAUGAUAUUAUAUUAUGUUUAUAUCACGUUGGUAUGUUUUUCAUUCUCUUAACGUCUUUUUAUGGAUUUUGUUAUCACAGGGGGUGACGAAGAGCCAUGGGAUUUUAAAUAUUCACCUGUAGAUGGGCGAAGUGCAUGCCAAAAUAGAUAAUAAUUGUAGUGUAUUUCAAUCAACUGGGGGAUAAUGUACAUGUAAAACGUGGCUAAACAAGUAAAAAUAUGUUUUAGUUGUGAUUUUUUUUUCAUUUACGCCGAUUUAUGAAAUAGAAGACAGGCACCGAGCGAAGCAAGUGUUGGAUUCAUACGAUAUUCAGCAAAUAAAGCGCAUGUUCAUCAUAGUGAUUUUUUGACAAUAAUAAUUCGUAUAAUUCGGGCAGAUCUUCUAGUGCCGAAUUUAAGACCUUGCUUCGGCCAUCAAAUGGCUAAAUCCAGACUAACCAUAUUACAAUUGUAUGUACAUUGUAUACAUGAUGACACAUGACAUCAUAAUAAAAGAUGGCCUAUUCGAUAAGCGUACA